Molecule: messenger RNA, 603 nt
Organism: Mucor mucedo
Lineage: Eukaryota; Fungi; Mucoromycota; Mucoromycetes; Mucorales; Mucoraceae
Product: prefoldin, alpha subunit
Exons: 6
Coding region: 148-603 (151 amino acids)
Biological process (GO): protein folding; regulation of DNA-templated transcription
Cellular component (GO): prefoldin complex; cytoplasm
Source: RefSeq, a predicted model, not a curated record
CCCAUAAUGGACUGCUUACACACAUCUUAACCCCGUAAUAAGAACCCGAGAAAAAAAAAAAAAAAACUGACUAUAAAUUCAAACAGUUUCCUGAGGGGUUUUUCUUUUCUUUCUUAAAACACGUUCUUACUAAACACGAACAAGAAAAUGGCUCAACAACAACAAGUCAACAUUGCCGAUCUCGACAUGAAUGCUCUUCAGCAAGUCAAGGGUCAAUUAGAAGAAGAAUUAAACCAUUUGACCCAAUCUUACAGUAAACUCAAGAAUGUCCAAGGCCGUUUCACCGACUGUGCCGAAAGUGUAGAUGCUCUCAAAGUGGAAAAGGCCGAUGACAAGACUAUUCUUUUUUACAUCAUUAUUGUCCUUAACCCCCUCUUGUACCUCUAUGUUCCAGGUAAAUUAAGCAAUGUGAACAAGGUUAUUGUGGAUGUCGGUACCGGUUAUUACGUUGAAAAGUCUGUCGGAGAUGCAUCCAAGUUUUAUAAUGACAAGGUUGGAUAUGUCAAAAAGAACCUCGGUACACUUGAAAAGACCAUCACUGACAAACAAAGCACAUUAAGAGCCAUUGUUAAUGUCAUGCAAGAUAAAAUGCAACAGAAUUAA